Messenger RNA from Erinaceus europaeus (western European hedgehog), 756 nucleotides. Its product is annotated as large ribosomal subunit protein uL22m-like. Bases 1 to 690 code for a protein of 229 amino acids. Gene Ontology annotation, cellular component: mitochondrial large ribosomal subunit; ribosome. Gene Ontology annotation, biological process: ribosome assembly; translation. The record is from RefSeq and is a predicted model, not a curated record. Gene Ontology annotation, molecular function: structural constituent of ribosome. NCBI's taxonomy places the organism in Eukaryota, Metazoa, Chordata, Mammalia, Eulipotyphla, Erinaceidae. The transcript is spliced from 2 exons.
AUGUCGCGAACCUUACCUGCAAAUGGUUACUGGGUAAGGAGAGAGGGAGGGGGAAGACGGCGGUGGCUUGUGCUAGACCGCUUGGUUGCAUUAUGGAUGCAGAGCCUGAGGGAGAAGCCGGCCUUGGGGUUCCUUUCAUCUCAUGGUCUUUUACCCCCGUCACAUAUCCACACAAGUGCUCCUCUUGACAUUUCUAGAAGAUGGGAGAAGAAAAAUAAAAUUGUUUAUCCUCCACAGAUGCCUGGAGAACCCCGGGGACCAGCGGGAAUCUACCACUGCGGAAGGCAAGUUAAGUACAACAAAGACAAGAUGUGGUAUUUGGCAACAUUGAUCCGAGGCAUGUCCGUUGACCAGGCGUUGGCUCAUUUAGAAUUCUGUGACAAAAAGGGGACCCAAAUAAUUAAAGAGAUUCUCUUAGAAGCACAAGAUACGGCAGUAAGAGAUCACAAUGUGGAGUUCCUAUCCAUUUUACGUAUAGCUGAGUUCCAUUCAAGAUAUGGCCAGUACCUGAAACACAUCCGGUACCACAGCAGAGGUUAUUUUGGGAUCAUGGAGAAGGUUUAUUGCCAUUAUUUUGUGAAGUUGGUAGAAGGCUCCCCACCGCCGCCCAAGGCAACAGAGAUGGCCAUUGCCCAUGCCAAAGAGUACGUUGAGCAACUUCGCAACCGGACCAUCAUUCACAGUUUGUGACGGGCAGCUCAAGUGCUAUUGUGUAUGUAUUUUGCAUUUAUUUCCUAAAAAAAAAAAAAAAAAAAA